Juglans regia (Persian walnut) is the source of this 1640-nucleotide messenger RNA. RefSeq lists its product as uncharacterized. The transcript is spliced from 10 exons. NCBI's taxonomy places the organism in Eukaryota, Viridiplantae, Streptophyta, Magnoliopsida, Fagales, Juglandaceae. Gene Ontology annotation, cellular component: RNA polymerase III complex. Gene Ontology annotation, biological process: transcription by RNA polymerase III. The coding region runs from base 313 to 1215 and encodes 300 amino acids. Gene Ontology annotation, molecular function: DNA binding. The record is from RefSeq and is a predicted model, not a curated record.
GUGUGGAAAACACAAGGGCUGAGAAGUGAGAACAGAGAGCUCGUGAGGGAGGGAGGGACCUUGCGACAGACUCACUGAGAGAGGAGGCUGAAUGCGACGGUGGCGGUGAGUCUAGGUCGAGGGCGGCGCAACCCUCUGAGAGAGAGAGAAAUAGAUUUUGUGGUCUCUUGGACCGAGAACCACGACGGAAAAGGAGGGAGAUCUCGGUGUAGCCUUACUUCUAAAUACUGAAUUAGGACUCGUAUGUUACAUGAAUUGACUAAUCAAUAAGUUAUACUCUUUUUCUUACUUGAAGACUACCAAAUAAUUUGAAUGGAGUCAGAAUCCUCCAAGGACACUACUGCUGCUCCCAGGAAGAUGAGAUUUGUGCCUAAAGCUCCCCCUAGAAGAGCACCAAAGCCUGAAGUCAAACCUGAAGUCGACGAGGAUAUCGAUGCGAACCAGGCUAAGGAAUUGCUACGACGUUUCAAUGAAGGCGCUAUGAGGGCAAAAUCUAAGGUUGAAAAGAAAGUGUCACCAUCUCAAAUCGCGUUUGGUAUAGGAGGUGCAUCUCCUUUCAUAAAAUCAUAUGGUUUUCCUAAGGCUGGAAGUGGUUAUGAUAACAACCAAAGACCUGGCUUUAAGAGUGAUGCUUCUGUCUCAGGCCUGAGAGAGAAAGAAUAUAGAGAACCAUGGGACUACUAUAGUUAUUAUCCUGUUACUCUUCCCAUGAGGAGGCCAUAUUCAGGAAAUCCAGAGAUUCUAAAUGAGGAGGAAUUUAUGGAUGAUCCAGAAACCAUAACUUAUGAUGAAAAUUCAGUGAGUCCAGCGGUGGAGCUUGGUCUAAUGGAGGAAAAUCUGGAACCAAGUAUGUUCUUUCUUCAGUUACCACCGAUUAUGCCUAUGAUAAAGCGAUCCGCUACUGCUGAUGGCCGGGAGGUAACUGACAGCUCAAGGCUUCCUGGGGAUGUGCAUGUUAUCAAAAAGGCCUGUUCUUUCGAUGAGUUACCAGCAGGCUUCAUGGGUAAAAUGCUAGUGUACAGGAGUGGUGCUAUUAAGCUGAAGAUUGGUGAUACCCUUUAUGAUGUUUCUCCAGGUAUGGAUUGUGUUUCUGCUCAGAAUGUUGUAGCUAUCAAUACUGCAGAGAAGCAUUGUUGUGUAGUUGGGGAACUCAACAAGCAUGCCACGGUUACCCCAGAUGUGGACUCCAUUUUGAAUAGUAUGGCUGAUUUAUAAUUCUUGCUCGUCGGCAACAUAUAUUUGGUAUAAAUGAACCGAUAAUUUUUUCGAGGAAAGAAUUACCGUCACCAUUUUUUGUUGGAAAAAAGUCAGAGAAUAAGGUGACAGAGUUGCAAACAAAACUUCAGAUUGCGCCUGGGAAGGAGAACUUUGUUUUGAUAAGUUACUCCUGAGAAGGAAAAUAUAGCAAGAUAGUUAAUUCGAACAUUUUGUGUUUGAAUUACCCAACGAAAAAAGAAGUUUGUGUUUCUGAGCAUGAUUAUUUAAUGAUAACAGUGCAAAGUUUUCAAACAUAGUGUGCAAUAUAUGGAUGUAUCAUAUUACAUCAUCAUUAUGUGGCUAAUUGUGAUGACAUUGUUGAUGUUCAAAGACCAAGCUGCAUGUUUAUUAAAGGGGAAGUUCCUUAGAUUCCUCUUUGGUCC